This is a messenger RNA of Darwinula stevensoni, 1351 nucleotides long. The record is from the annotation of a GenBank genome assembly. NCBI's taxonomy places the organism in Eukaryota, Metazoa, Arthropoda, Ostracoda, Podocopida, Darwinulidae.
CAUGCCUUUCGGGCAAGGGUCAUUGGUUCGUGUCUGGGGCGAUGACUGCGCCCAUGGUGGAUCCAUAUACUUACAGAUGUAAACAUUGAAAAGUUCAGGCCUCCAGUGGUUUUGGAUCUGCCAGGUCUAGACUGGCAUUAAGCGUUUCGUUUGCUGACAGUGCCAUGGCUCAUGGAAGAAAAGGAGGGGGGAAGGAAGGGAAACAACCACAGUUGGGGACAAUCCUGGACCAGCAGGUUGAGAGCCUACUAUGAACCCACCUCAACUACAUUGCCUUCUUCAGGAAAUGAACUAUCCUAAAAGAGCUCCCCUCAGUACACAUAUGCUGGGAUUGGAAUGCCAAAGGUUGUGAAUUUGCUGAGUUGAAAGGAUGUCUGACCCAGCUGCUGAGGCAAAUGAAACUGAUGGACUCAUAACUCUUCUGAGGCUGAAUUCAACACCUUCACCUGCUAUGGAAAAUAACAAUAUAGGAACAGAGGAAUUUCAUUCAUCUGGGAAAAGUUCUCCUUACAUCUUCAAUGAAGAAUUUGUGUCCCAUUACAAUGUGAAUAGUACUACAGCUUCCAACAUCCUAAAUUCAUCCUGGGGGGAAGACACCAGUGCCAUAAAACUCCAUGAGGAGGGAGCUAUUCUUUUUGCUUGUCUAACUCAUUGGACCUGGAGUCAUUGGCUCUUCCUUAUUGCAAAUGCCAUCUUAUUUAUUGCAUAUUCAAUACCCUUCACUGACGGAGUGAAAGCAGUGAUUGUGAGAUUUCUUCUAUUUGUUGGCUGUGCCUUCAAUGGACUUUGGGGUUGGAUGGUUGUUUGCUCUUUUGAUGCUGUGAUCUUCAGUGCUGUUUUCAUGCUUCUUCACUUCAUCCAUCUCAGUGCUCUUGCAUACCAACUGCAGCCCAUCAAGUUCCCUCAUGAGAUUGAGCAGGUCUUCCUGAGGCUCUUCUUUCCAUUGCAAGUGAGCCGUUCCCAAUUCAAGAGGAUCCUUACUGGUAUUAAAGGGGUGGAUAUGGUCAGUGCCAAAGAGAUUGUGAUUCAAGAGGGCCAGUCUCAUGUGGAAAACCUUUCUCUUGUUCUCUCUGGGAGAUUUUUAGUAUCACAGAAGGGGCAACAUCUGCACACUGUAUCUCCCUUCCAGUUCCUUGACUCACCUGAGUGGUUCACUUCUGCUACCAACCAUAAGUUCCAGGUUUCGGUGAUGGCUGUGGAGAACUCCAAGCUCUUGAUAUGGCAUCGAGACAAGCUGAAGCUGACCAUCAUGUCAGAUGUGUUUCUUCAGGCUGUGUUUGACCAUAUUCUUGGUAGGGAUGUGGUCAAGAAGCUUAUGCAGGUGCAUAUGGAAUCUUCUUCCCUCAUUUGA